CGGGACAUCUACCGAUUGUUGAUAUUAGCAAGAGGAGCUCUCCAGCUGAGGUACCCUUCAAGCUCUAUCUUUCAGCCGGAGAUCUUAGCAUCAAGUACAGCCCUCGAGGAAGAUGUGCAUCAACUGUCUUUGUCCAGCAACAAAGCAUUGCAGCCAUAAAGCUAAUAUAUAAUGCAUCUAUGUUUUGCUCCUUCAGAGCGUCCCCUUCCCCCCCUUCUGUCCAACGGAACAGUCCUAGAAGCGCCCACCUAGAACCUUUCCAAGACACCGACACCAAAAAAACAACAAAGCCUCCUACAAGUUCCGCUUCAUCAGAAGCUCGAGCUCUUUCAAGAUGACGUGGUUGAACUGCUUCUGGCACGAAGGGAGUACGGAGUCGGAGUCAUGUGGAAUGUGCAGGGCGGCCCUAGGCGCACGCCGAGGGCUCGCGAGUCAUGGAUUUCCGCCCGUGCUGGACGGCCAGUGUCGCUGCUGUGGACCGAAUGGCUUCAUGCAACCGCCGUGCCAGAACCUCGAAUGCCACCGCAAUCGAAGACUUCGCGUCCUGCGCCAGCAGGCACGCGAUCCUGACCGGCACGAUCCUCCUCCUCCCCCUGACCCCAGUUCUCCUGGUAAGAUUGACCGCCCCCGCAUCAUCUAUUGCAUCAUGACGCAGGAACAGGAAGCUCGCCUAGACGAAUACGAACGCUCGCUUCCCGGGCAGCGCCUGGAUUUGGGGGUGCCCAUGCCCAUUCCAAGCACAGACUCCGAUACCGAGGGCCUUGCUCGUGACCGCUGGCUGGCUUGGAGUUUUAGGCAGUAUAAUCGACAGAUGCUCGAGUGGGAAGUUUUUCAAGAGCUCCAGAAGAUUGAUAGACAAGAGCUUCUACACCGACAGUACCUGCGCGAGCUGAAUAUCAUGAAUGGUAUGCAAACUCUGGAAGCUGAGGCUCCGAGUAUCAGCAGCUGCACCAACGGUGACACCGGCCCAAGAGACCGAGCGGUGGAGCGGUUGCAGGCAGCUCGGUGGGCAGAGGCAGACCCAGCUCCAGUGGUAUCGACAGUGGACAUCAUACGGUUCCUGUUCAAAUCUUCCAUUCCCGAGUCCUACCUGUGUUUAGUCGAGGAAUAUGGAGAUCGCGAGGUAGCCCCGAGCUCAGCGAGUGCAAUCCAGGAGCUGCUAAUUCGGAAGGAUGCCGGAAGGCCGCUGAACUGGGACGUUCGCCGUGAAACACCGGUGCGGGUCGACCGCCCUGGCCCAUGUAAUUGCAACUGGAAUCCGCGACGCCGGCCUACAUCAACGCACCCUCCAACACCAAGCAGCUUUGCUGUCACAACCCGGCCCGGUUCCGCUUCCUAUCGAUGGGAGCCAUAUCCCCGUAACCGGCCUGACACACGCGACUCCAGAGUGGUUAUUCCAACUUGCCCUUGCUGCGGGGUAUGGGCGACGGACAUGCCAUGGCCCACGUUUCAAGGCGCAACUUUGGACAACAAUCUGCUAUACCACGACACUGCCACUCCACCCGAGGUUCCGGUAUCCGACAUAACCCGUCUCCUUGUGCAGGAUCUCAACCUUCCCAUGGUCGAAUAUGUCAGCAUGGAUCUGGAAGGGGACGUUAUCGACGAGACGUUCGAAGCUGCAAGUGAGUAUGGUGAGAACCACGAAGAAAACGAUAUGUGGUAAGGAAAACGGAAAAACAACGAAAAAAAGGCAAGAAAAGAAAUUCUCCUCGGAGAAAGACAAUAAGAAGAACCAUCCAUAGAAUUUUUCUUCCCUCCCACCUAUAAAGUUGACAAAUCACAAAGCGCAUAGGUAACUCCCGCCCAAUAACACGAUCUGAACAAAGAUCACGAAGAAUCCGAUUGGAAUACAGUGCCCUAUGCCAGCCACGAAGUAAUAUUAAAGCUCCCUCCUGAGUCAUAUGCAGCAUGUUGCGUUGGAAAACCAAAAAGGAAAUUAGCCUUACCUAAAUCCGACUCACGAACUCAACCCCGUGGAAAUACUAUGAAG
Molecule: messenger RNA, 1990 nt
Organism: Aspergillus aculeatinus CBS 121060
Lineage: Eukaryota; Fungi; Ascomycota; Eurotiomycetes; Eurotiales; Aspergillaceae
Exons: 1
Coding region: 335-1663 (442 amino acids)
Source: RefSeq, a predicted model, not a curated record